AUGGAGAUCUUGGAUCCCUUCGCCCAAGAGCUGCUCGCUGGCCCUCCGCCCCCCACCUUCGACUUCUCCCCCGGCGUCGGCGACGCCGGCAUGAGCAUGGACAUCGCGCAGCUCGACGACUACCUCCGCGCCAUCGGCGUGCUCCCUCCUCUUCCGCCAGCUGCAGCUCACGUCGACGCCCACGUCCAGCCGCAGGCCGCGCCACUGCCGGCGCACUCAGCUGCUUCGUCCCACGACGACGGUUCCGCGGCCGCCCUGGACGCCUACGACAGCGACAUCGACGCCAGCCUCCGCGCCACGGAGACUGACGCCAGGGAGCGGCCCUCACCGGGCUACCUCGACCCCGCACGGGGCAGCGGCGGCCUGGACCCGGCGGCGGCGCGCGCCGCCCUGGUCGCGUGGAUGUCCAGCUUCGCCCUUUACUUCGGCGUCGGCCCCGCCGCUCUCCACCGCGCCGUCUCCUACGCCGACCGGUUCCUCUCGGCGGGAGCCGUCAUCACGAUCGGCGCCGCCGACGUCGAGUACCGGCUCCGCCUCCUGGGCGCGGCGGCCGUCUACGCCGCGGCGAAGCACGAGGACAGCGGCACCGCGCGGAGGGUGAACGCGCGGGACAUCGCCGCCCGCUGCGGGUUCGCGGCGUGGCAGGAGGUGGUGGCCGCGGAGCGCGCCCUGCUCGCGGCGCUCGGGUACCGGCUCGGCGGGCCCACGGCGCACACUUUCGUGGAGCACUUCACGAGGCACGCCGGCGUGGGGGAGGGAGGUCUGGAGCUGCGGCGCGCGGCGCACGCGAUCGCCGGCUCGUCGCUGAUCGACCACCGCUGCCUGAGGCUCCUGCCGUCGGCCGUCGCGGCGGCGGCGAUUCUGCUGGCGAGGAUGUCGCUGGAGCCGGCGCACGACCGGGAGCAGGUGCGGAGGUGGGGCAGGGAGCUCGAGGAGCUGACGGGGUACAAGCCCAUGGACGUGUACGAGGGCCUGCACUGCAUGUACGAGAUGAUGCCUGAAUAUCCAGGGUUCGUGAUCUCUCCACUGCUCUUCGCGGAUCCGAGCUAG
Messenger RNA from Setaria italica (foxtail millet), 1050 nucleotides. RefSeq names its product putative cyclin-F2-1. Gene Ontology annotation, molecular function: cyclin-dependent protein serine/threonine kinase regulator activity. The transcript has a single exon. Bases 1 to 1050 code for a protein of 349 amino acids. Gene Ontology annotation, biological process: mitotic cell cycle phase transition; regulation of cyclin-dependent protein serine/threonine kinase activity. The record is from RefSeq and is a predicted model, not a curated record. NCBI's taxonomy places the organism in Eukaryota, Viridiplantae, Streptophyta, Magnoliopsida, Poales, Poaceae. Gene Ontology annotation, cellular component: cytoplasm; cyclin-dependent protein kinase holoenzyme complex; nucleus.